GACAUUACAAUAUUUACAAUUCACGAUCACGUCGACGUCGUCGUUCAACGCUUACGAUUUCAAUUUCAAAAAUCUAAAUCAAAAUAAAAUGUUGUUUUGUUUUCAAAAAUACCUAUCAUAAUACAUGUUAGAUUUUGUAGUAAAGUUCAUUUUAAACAAUUUUCAAGGGUAAAAAAGUCGACAACCACAUCAUUUCUGUUUAUGUGUUGCCCAAAUAUUUUGUAAACACGGCUGCAAUUUGUAAAUGUAAAUGAUGGCACAAAGGAAAUCACUUGCACAAAACACAGAUCUUUUCCCUAGGGAAAUAGAUAUUGAGAUAUGUUUGAAAACGUUAAAAAUAUAUCAAAAGUUGGAGGGAGACGUGAAUUGUGUUGUUUGGGACGCAGCAUUAGUACUUGCGAAAUAUCUUGAAACUAUGUGCCAGAACAAACCAGACUUUUUAAGCGGGAUAAGAGUUCUUGAAUUAGGUUCCGGAGUAGGUGUUGUCGGUCUAACUGCUGCUACAUUAGGUGCACAAGUAACAUUAACGGAUUUGCCUGAGGCUCUACCUUUGAUUCGUCUAAACAUCAACGAAAACAAAGCAAAGAUAGGCAGUAUGGGUGGUUAUGCAAUAGCAGAGUCUCUCAUAUGGGGGGAAAGCAGCUCUCUUUUGGAUGAUGAAUUUGAUGUUGUGGUUUUGGCAGACUGUGUUUACUAUGAAGAGGCUGUUGACUCCCUCAUUGAAACUCUAAAAAGUUUAACAAACACAUCAUCUAAGAAACCUGUUAUGUAUUUAACACAAGAGAUGAGAGAUUCUGAUACACAGAGAGAACUAUGGAGUUCAUUUUAUGGAAAGUUAACUGACAAUUUUAAUGUAGAUAAAAUUCCUGAGGAAGAACAACACAUUAAUUACAGGAGUGCUGAUAUAUUAUUGUUAAGGAUAAGUAAGAAAUAAUACAUAAAUAUCAUUCACAAUUCUAUACAGGAAUAUGGAUUGGGUACAAAAUUUACGAUUUUUUAAAUAUAAUUGCUUUCUUUUGCGGCUUAGCCAACAUGAAAAUUCUUGCCAAUGUCUUGCCAUUUAAAAAAAACAUUGUUAUAGGCCCAACAGUUUGGUCAUAAGUAUUUAUCCAAAUAGGGUUUCUUUUGCAUUUAUUAUAUUAGCAAUUAAGAGUAAUUAUAGAAUAUAGGUGUAAGAUGGGUUUAUGUCAUUGUUAAGUAGGUACAAAGUAUCUACAUGUUAUAAAAAUAUAUUAGUAAUUAUUCAUUUUAGAAGGAACUCAAGUCGAGUCUAAAUUAGUAAGUAGGAAACAAAGACAAAUCAAUACAUUCAACAAAGUUCAACUAAAUAAUAAUUGUGCCUAUUUAAUGCCUAAUAAUACCUGAAUAUAAAUUUAGGUUAGCAUACAUGGUUUAUUUUAUUAAUUUCAUUCAUGUUGUAGUGCCUCAAAUUACAUAUUUUAUAGCUGAGCUAUUAAUAAGUAACUUUUACGGGUAUUUACCUAAAUGAGCAUAAUACAUAAUAUUUAAUAUUAUAAUGCAUAGUAGGUGAUCUAUGUAUGGAGUUAGGAGUUUUGCUUAGGUAUAAUAUUAUGAUGUAGAUUAGGAUUCACCUUUGGGAUUAGAUUAUAAAUUGAAAAAUCAAUAUACAAAAGAAUUAAAUGUUUUAUAAAUAUGUUAGUUUUAGAUAUACAGCUUUUCUUUUGUGAGUAUUUUAAUUUAUAAUUAUUUAUAUUUUAAUGAUUUUACUUUUGAUUUUUCUAUAAGUUGGGUGUACCUUUGUGCAGAAUUGUUAUUUUUUUAUUCUCAGCACAAAGUCUUGGAAAUAUAUCAAAUAGCAGAGUGUAAGUUAAUUGUAGGGUGGAGUUUAAAAAUAUUUUUAAUAAAUAAAAUAGACAUCAAA
Messenger RNA from Spodoptera frugiperda (fall armyworm), 1882 nucleotides. RefSeq names its product protein N-lysine methyltransferase METTL21D. Gene Ontology annotation, molecular function: protein-lysine N-methyltransferase activity. The coding region runs from base 251 to 934 and encodes 227 amino acids. The transcript has 3 exons. Gene Ontology annotation, biological process: peptidyl-lysine methylation. The record is from RefSeq and is a predicted model, not a curated record. Gene Ontology annotation, cellular component: cytosol; cytoplasm. Lineage: Eukaryota; Metazoa; Arthropoda; Insecta; Lepidoptera; Noctuidae.